AUGUCGGUGCCUACGCAGACAGCUGUUCUCGUUGUAGGUGGUGGCCCAGGAGGGUCUUACGCUGCCUCCGUCUUGGCACGAGAGGGUGUCGACGUUGUGCUCUUGGACGCAGAGAAGUUUCCAAGAUACCACAUUGGGGAGAGCAUGCUUGCAUCUAUGCGUUUCUUCCUACGUUUCAUCGAUCUUGAAGAGACAUUUGAUCGCCAUGGUUUUGAGAAGAAGUAUGGCGCGACGUUCAAAAUUACAACCAAGAAGGAAGCAUUUACCAAUUUUGCUGCUUCGCUUGGCCAAGGAGGCUUCUCAUGGAAUGUGAUCCGUUCCGAGUCAGACGAGCUCAUAUUCCGCCAUGCCGGAGACAGUGGCGCCAAGACCUUCGACGGUACCAAGGUAGAUUCGAUCUCAUUUGAGCCAUAUGCCGACGAAACAUUCAACGCGGAAGCCCGUCUAGCCAACCCAGGCCGUCCCGUCUCAGCAAAUUGGUCGCGGAAGGACGGCACAAGUGGCACCAUCAAGUUCGACUAUCUCAUCGAUGCAAGUGGCAGAAACGGUAUUAUAUCGACGAAAUACCUGAAGAAUCGCAAGUUCAAUGAGGGUCUCAAGAACAUUGCCAACUGGGCGUAUUGGAAAGGCGCCAAACGUUUCAAGCCAGGUGCCGAGAAUGAGAAUUCGCCAUUUUUCGAGGCGCUAUCGGACGGUAGCGGCUGGGUGUGGGCCAUCCCCCUCCAUAACGGCACUCUCUCUGUCGGCAUCGCAGCUCGCCAAAACUUCUUCUUCGGAAGGAAGAAGGCUUCAGGCUUGGACGGCAUAGCCUUCUAUAAGGACUACCUGAACCUUGCCCCGCAAAUCAAAGAAAUGCUGAACGACGCCGAAGUUGUGUCUGGCAUCAAGCAGGCAUCUGACUGGUCAUACAGCGCUUCAGCAUAUGCAGGUCCUCAUUUUCGUGUGGUAGGCGAUGCAGGCUGCUUUGUCGACCCAUACUUCUCGUCUGGAGUACAUUUGGCCUUGACCUCUGGGCUCUCCGCUGCUCUUUCCAUACAGGCAUCUAGACGUGGACAGGCUGAUGAGAGGACCGCUGCACAUUGGCAUACGACUAAGGUGUCUGAAGGAUACACCCGGUUCUUGUUGUUGGUCAUGACAGUGUUAAGACAAUUGAGAUUGAAAGAGUCUCAGAUCAUCACCUCGGAAGAAGAAGAAGGAUUUGACAUGGCCUUCAAGACGAUCCAGCCCGUCAUUCAAGGUGUAGCAGAUACCAGGACAGAGGAUGCGCAGACUCAGAAGCACGCAGCCGAGUCAGUCAAUUUCGCGCUGGGCUCUUUUGAGAUCACACCUGAGAAGCAGCAAGCCGUUAUCAGCAAAAUCGCGCAAGCUCAAUCCGAGCCGGAGACUCUUGAGAAACUGAGUCCUGAAGAAGUACAUAUCCUGGACAAUAUCUCAAAGCGCAAUUUUGAACGCGAGAAAGACGAGCUGGACCUGACAAGCUUCGCCGGCGAUAUCAUCGAUGGGUUCUCAGCGAGAUUGGUACGCGGAGAUUUGGGGCUCUACAAGAGGGAGGCAAAACCAGAAGCUGCGUUGUCUUCUGCUCCAGUUGAAUUGAAGGCAGCGGCUUUCAGUCGUGGUGUUGAGCAAGCGGCCUAG
Messenger RNA from Mollisia scopiformis, 1635 nucleotides. RefSeq names its product FAD/NAD(P)-binding domain-containing protein. The coding region runs from base 1 to 1635 and encodes 544 amino acids. The record is from RefSeq and is a predicted model, not a curated record. Gene Ontology annotation, molecular function: FAD binding; catalytic activity. The transcript is spliced from 5 exons. Lineage: Eukaryota; Fungi; Ascomycota; Leotiomycetes; Helotiales; Mollisiaceae.